AUGAAGUCGAGGAAUGCCAAGUUCAUGGGCAUAAUCCCAUCGGGCGACGCCGAGAGCACCCGAGUCUUCCUACGUGAUCAGCUGCCUCAGAUGCCCAAGGACUACAUCGUGCGUUUCAAGAGUCGCCUUACAAGUUCCAACAGGCCAUGCUCAAGAUGCUCAAAAAUUCAAUUCUCGCAAUUCGGCCAGGAAUCGGGAUCCUCGGUCUCGGAAGGGCAAAUCACGAAGUACAUUAUCGACCUUAGGUCUAUCCUGGGCAAGCGUGAUAGUUGUGACUUCUGCCGUCUGCUUUUCCUUGCACUUUGCCUCCCGGAGAACGACCCUCUCCACAACGACGAGAUACAGACAUCUAUCCAACGAGACCCGGUACUUUCGGCCCAAAGGAGCCGGAACCCACCGUACCAUGUCAGCUUCGCCACUUGGACAUCAGAGCGUACACGCACGCUUACCGAUUCAGACGCCAAGUGGCCGUUCGGGUAUACAUACGAUAAUAUCGGCAUUGGAAACAGCCGCGACGUUUCAUCCAACCAGACGAGCGCAGAGAGUAGUGAGGCAGUAGACUUUGAAGAGGGCGGCGAACUGAACGAUAGGACGACAGCACACGCGGCCCGACACCUAUCCAUUUUCGGCCUCGUGACGGUCAAACAACUCGGCAGCGUCGACUCCAGGGUGGGGACCACUAUAACGGACGCAAUAGCAGUGGCCCUGAGUCUAGAAAUUCGCUAA
Messenger RNA from Diaporthe citri, 726 nucleotides. RefSeq lists its product as uncharacterized. The transcript has a single exon. Lineage: Eukaryota; Fungi; Ascomycota; Sordariomycetes; Diaporthales; Diaporthaceae. The record is from RefSeq and is a predicted model, not a curated record. Bases 1 to 726 code for a protein of 241 amino acids.